This is a messenger RNA of Phytophthora nicotianae INRA-310, 1197 nucleotides long. RefSeq lists its product as hypothetical. The coding region runs from base 1 to 1197 and encodes 398 amino acids. The record is from RefSeq and is a predicted model, not a curated record. The transcript has a single exon. NCBI's taxonomy places the organism in Eukaryota, Oomycota, Peronosporomycetes, Peronosporales, Peronosporaceae.
AUGCCUCCACUACCAGCGUUGCUGACUCCUUUGGUUCUGGCGUCUGCCCAGAGUUCGUCGCCUACGGUCAAGACUACACCUCAGCCUGCGCUCAGUCGUUCGAUUAGCUUGUCAUCCGUGGCUUCUACCGUGGAUUUAUCGCCGUCUUCACCUGAGAUUUCGUCUGCGGCAUCUCCAGGUCUCACUUCGGCUCCGGAUUCGUCACAGAACAUAAGCAAUCUGGCGUCUACGUUGCAGUGGUCUCCUAUGGCGCCGAGUUCUCACUCCAUACGUACGGCGGCGGCAAUGUCGCGAUGGGUGACUUCUCAAGUCAUCGCUCAGGAAUCUGACAAGAGCUCCGUCUUCACUGGUGCUCCUGGCCAAACACCACCAGCGAGUCCUCGCGGAGCCUCCGAAGAUGAACACGAAGAGUCGAAAGAGAACGACUCGCCAUCUGCUUUACAACUGCAAGCUCUUGAAGACAUGUCAAGUACCGGUGUCUCGUCACACCCUAGGUCUGCUUAUCGUUCGAUACCCAUGUCGGCUUUGGAUCCUUCGCUUUCAACACCGCCUCCGGCUUCUGUACGACCAGCGUCGAAUCCGUUGAAGGUGAGGACUGCACGGCGUGGCGUGAAGCCACACACCGUGCUCAUGGAAGCACUGGCUGCCGCUCAUGCUCAGCACCCGUCGGCCGUGAUGCCUGUGGUGAAGCUCCCUGCUCCCAUCGAAGGUUGGCAGCCUCUUGUGCAGCCGUCUAAGAAGAUUCUGGCCAAGGUGCAGCGCUACCUCAAGCCCAACUUCCAGAAGAGGGGUGCGCUGAGAUGCUGGAAUCUCGUACAUUCCUUCCGCACGCCGCUGCCAGUUCUAAAAGGACUAGUAGCUGUAUGUUCGGUCGAAGGGAUACGGGCUUUCGCUGACUGGAGGAAGACUGAACACCCAUGGCGUAUUCUCGACAAAAAGUUUCCAAACACUGCCAACUUGUUUGACGUGAGUCCGUUCAUGCCGGACGUCUUCAUCUCUCUUCGUGCCCCUAAGAGAGCUCGUACCGUGAAAUUAUGGCGUCAAACACAUGGUUUUGACGCUGGGGACAAGGAAAGCGACGUUGGGCUCGCUCUGUGGGAGCGAGGUCACUGGGUUGUUCAGUCGGAGAUUGAGGCUGCUGUCAAGCGUCUUGCAGAAACCCACGGUGACAGUUCAAGCAUCGUUAAAAAAACAUGA